AUGUCACAGAAUAUUCAAAUCGGCACUAGAAAACGUUCAAGAGCUAAUAUGAAUAAUUCCACUACUACGGGCCCUGCAGACAAUGUGAGCGCCAACAAGGCCUUUCUGGACAGCUUCGAAGACACACGCACAAACAACCUGCUGGACGAGAUGUUUGCCCGGCAGAACUCCUUCCUGAGCGACAACCUCAGGAACAGUCUGGAUCUGAACCAGGCGGAAAACUCGCACCUCCCCCGCCAACAUCAGCACCAGCUGUUUCUGGACAACGAAAACGCCAUAGAUCUGGACGACGAGCCCCGCACCACAAACACUACGAUCAAUAAUAUUAACAACAAUAACAGUAGCCGCGUUGACGAGGACGCCGACGACGACAUCAUAUUUAUCAAGGAGCAGCCCAUACAAUUCUCGUCGCCGUUGAUUCUGCCCAGCAGCAGUAGCAACAACAACAAUGCGGCCAACACGUACAUCACGACACCAAAGAAAUUCAAAAAACAGCGAACCAUCUCGCUGCCCCAACUGCCACUAUCGAAACUCAGCUACCAGUCAAGCUACUUCAGUGUUCCUGACCAAAACAACGCAAUUGUGCCCAGAGUCACCCAGACCGAGAACGAACUGCUGCACCUAACGGGCUCCUGCGCUAAGACCCUGGAGGGCAACAAGGCCGUGAAUCUCACAAUAGCCCACAGCACGUCUCCCUUUUACAACCCGCCUCUGCAACUGGAGCCUCCACCCCAACCCUUGCCACCACAGUCCACGUUCAAAAAACAGAUCGGCUCGUCUCUGAGGAAGUUCAAAUCGAAUAGCUCUUCAGAGAGCGCCUCGUCCAGCAAAUCCAAUUUUAAAACAGACAAGGACGGCCACUACGUGUACCAGGAAAACGACGUCUUCGGUAGCGGGGGUCGCUUCAUCGUUAAGGACCUGUUGGGCCAAGGCACUUUCGGCAAGGUGCUCAAAUGCAUCGACAACAAGUACGAGCCAAACUACAAUAACGGCAGAAACUACGUCGCGGUCAAGGUCAUAAGGGCCGUGGAUAGAUAUAGAGAAGCCGCCAAGACAGAACUAAGAAUCCUACAAACCAUUUUAAACAACGACCCGCAGGGCCAAUUCCAGUGCCUUCUGCUAAGGGAGUGCUUCGACUACAAAAACCACAUCUGUCUGGUGACAGAUCUAUACGGCAAGUCCAUCUACGAUUUCAUGUGCUCCAACGGUAUUGCCAGGUUCCCGGGCUCCCACAUACAGGCCAUCGCCAGGCAGUUGAUCCGAUCGGUGUGUUUCUUGCACGAUUUAGGGAUAAUCCACACGGACUUGAAGCCUGAGAAUAUCCUGAUCUGCGACGAAACCCACAUCGCUCAGAAUUUGCCCCCAAAGACUAUCCAGUCACUAAGCAAAAGGCGUCGUGAGGCCAGUAAAGGGAAACACAAAAUCUUGAAUAACCCAGAAGUCAAAAUCAUCGAUUUCGGCAGCGCCAUCUUCCACUACGAAUACCACCCUCCGGUAAUAUCCACUCGCCACUAUAGAGCUCCUGAGAUCGUGCUCGGCUUGGGCUGGUCGUUCCCCUGCGAUAUCUGGUCUAUCGCGUGCGUCCUGGUCGAACUGGUCAUUGGCGAAUCUCUUUACCCGAUCCAUGAAAACCUCGAGCACAUGGCCAUGAUGCAGCGCAUCAACGGCACCCCCUUCCCGACAGACAUCAUCGACAAGAUGUUCUACAAAUCCAAACACAAACUGGGAAACUCUCCAUCGGACCUGAACUCGACCGUAAUAAAGCACUUCGAUAAGAAAUCGCUGACUUUACAAUGGCCGGAAAAGAACAAACGCGGCGAAACCGUAACCACCGAAAAAUCAAUGAAGAGAGUCUUGCAAUCAUGCGAUCGCCUAGACAUCUACAUCUCCAAGAUCUUGAAGCUGGAUUACGGCGACAGCAUGAGCAUCAAUUGGAACCUGCCGGCGGAAAAAAAUUGGUCUUUGAUAAAUUCAAAAAUGCUAUGGAAAAAGCAAAUACACUCUUCCUCCGCUGCAGCCACGGACAGACUCGACAAAGAAACUUUCUUGUUCUGGUACUGGUUCAUCGACCUGCUGAGGAAAAUGUUCGAAUUCGACCCGACAAAAAGAAUCACCGCCAAGGACGCGCUGGAUCACGAAUGGUUUAACCUGGGCAUACUGGAUGACGGUAUUGCAAAUUACAAUAAUACCCAAGGUUAG
Molecule: messenger RNA, 2199 nt
Organism: Saccharomyces eubayanus
Lineage: Eukaryota; Fungi; Ascomycota; Saccharomycetes; Saccharomycetales; Saccharomycetaceae
Gene: KNS1
Product: serine/threonine protein kinase KNS1
Exons: 1
Coding region: 1-2199 (732 amino acids)
Biological process (GO): protein phosphorylation
Cellular component (GO): nucleus
Molecular function (GO): ATP binding; protein kinase activity
Source: RefSeq, a predicted model, not a curated record